This is a messenger RNA of Prorocentrum cordatum, 1005 nucleotides long. The record is from the annotation of a GenBank genome assembly. Lineage: Eukaryota; Dinophyceae; Prorocentrales; Prorocentraceae.
AGCCGUCUUGGGCUCAAAAGCAUCCUAGCCAUUUUGGCUCAAGUUGUGUCGAGCUCGUUUUGACCUCACACCUCUGAUGCCGAUGGCGCUUGCGCAGUCCCACUGCACGGAAGCGGCUCGCGCUGCUGCUCUUGCCUCGCACUCCGCCGCCAGCCUUGCCGCUGCCGCCGGGCUGCGCGAGGCAGCGCGCCUUCUCCGUUCUUCGGAGGCGCUGGCGCGGGCGGCCGUUGCGGCGCUGCUUGCACUUCCUCGUCCCGUGGCUCCUGCUCCUGGCGCUGGCGACGGCGCUGUGGGCGGCGGCGUCAAGGGAAAGAUGAAGCGCGCCAAGAAGAAGAAGGGUAAGCAGGCUGUUAUGGAGGGUGUGGACGGUGGUCCGGAGUUGCCGCCGCCAGCCGGUGGCGUCCCUGAGGUUGCUCCGCCGGCAACUUCUGCCUUGGCAGUGCCCCCGGUGGUUGCGGAGCUUGCUCCCAGCAGGCCGGCGCGCGUCUUGGCUCCCCGGUCCUCUCGGGAACGCUCUCCACGCGGCGUUCGCGCGCUGGCUUCAGCUUCACCUUCGUCUUCGCCUUCGCAGGUCCCAACUUCGGCAAGUGCUGCGACUUUCGCUGAGGGUCAGGCGGUGGUGCUCGGCGAUCUGGUGUCUCGCCCAGAUCUCACGGGCAAGUGCGGCGUCGUGAAGUUCUUCGACUCCACUUCGUCGCGCUACGCUGUCUGCAUCGACGCCUCCGGUGAGAUGGUCAAGGUUCUCGACAAGAACUUGCGGGCGAGCCUUUUCGCGUGCAGUCGCCCCGGCUGACGUUCGCCCUGCAGGUCCUUGUCGCGGUGGGCACCGUGUGAGGGGCAUGACGCGAAUUCAAGUGCAGUCCUGGGCACCCUCGUGCGUUCGCUCGUUCUGUCACUGCGGCCAGAAAAAAAAAGGCUCAAAAGCAUCCUCUGGCACCUCGCCCUCUCUCCCCGCCUAGACCCAGGGAUGGGGUAGGGGGAGGGCCAGGUCCCCCAAAGGGGUCG